Gastrolobium bilobum is the source of this 1264-nucleotide messenger RNA. RefSeq names its product GDSL esterase/lipase At4g10955-like. The transcript has 3 exons. The coding region runs from base 122 to 1153 and encodes 343 amino acids. NCBI's taxonomy places the organism in Eukaryota, Viridiplantae, Streptophyta, Magnoliopsida, Fabales, Fabaceae. The record is from RefSeq and is a predicted model, not a curated record. Gene Ontology annotation, biological process: lipid metabolic process.
GCGAAUAUGCUUCAUCUCAUCUCUCAUUACGGUUGCAAUACGAGUACCUCCGCUGAAGGCUGAAGCCACCACCACCCUCUCCCAUUCCAACAAGGAAGACACGUGAGGUGCAUAUGGUGUCAUGGCCUCUGAGAGAGAAAGUUUUGACCUUACAGGACCUUUGCAUCUACCUUAUGUCUUAUGGGAUAACGCGUAUCAUCGAAUGUCAGUUGCUGCUAGUUUGGUCCAAGGUGUUUACAUUCUAGAAAGGGACCGGCAAGAAAAUCGUGAAGGUCCCGACGCUCUUGCACCGCCUUGGUGGACAUUCUUCCACUUUCAGCUGCUGCGCCCACUUGUAGAUGAUGUUGAUUCUUCCAUCUUUGGUGCAAUCUAUGAGUUUAAGCCUCCAGCAUCUCAGUGUAACGACACUUUAUAUAGAAGUCCACGUUAUGUCAUUGCCUUUCGAGGUACUUUAACCAAAUCACACUCAGUUUCACGUGAUAUUGAGUUAGAUAUCCACUUAAUCAGACAAGGGCUUCAUCAAACUUCUCGCUCUGACAUAGCUGUUCAAGCUGUUCGAAACAUGGUAGCAACUGUAGGUGAUUCAAAUGUUUGGUUGGCCGGACACUCCCUAGGAUCAGCAAUGGCAAUGCUUACUGGGAAAGCCAUGGCCAAGAGUGGGAUAUUUAUUGAAUCUUUUCUUUUCAACCCACCAUUCGUAUCUGCUCCAAUUGAGAGAAUUAAGGAUGAGAAAUUGAAACAUGGGAUUCGAUUUGCUGGCAGCGUGAUAACAGCUGGACUCACCAUUGCUAUGAAAGCCAAGCAGCAGAAGGAUUUAUCUUUGGAUCCAUUUGCUGCUUUGUCUGCCUGGGUCCCAUGUUUAUUUGUGAAUCCAUCCGAUCAUAUCUGCUCAGAGUAUAUUGGAUACUUUGAACACAGAAGAAAAAUGGAGGAAAUUGGAGCAGGAGUCAUUGAAAGGUUAGCAACUCAAAACUCACUCAGUGGCCUACUGAUGGGUGCAUUUGGGAAGGAAUCCGAAGCCCUGCACCUCAUUCCUUCAGCCUCUCUGACAGUUAAUGUUACACCUUCACCUGAUUUCAAAGAAGCUCAUGGAAUUCAUCAGUGGUGGAAACCUGACUUGCGCUUGGAACACAAGCUCCACAAUUACAAAUAGGUCCUGUAUUUAUUUAUUGUAAUAUAUUGGGGGAUGUAUAUUCGGCGAUGUUGGGUCUAGUUUUCCAUGUGAUGACUUACAAAAUUCAUUUUGAAUGAGCAAUGUAAAUUA